Bipolaris sorokiniana ND90Pr is the source of this 1090-nucleotide messenger RNA. RefSeq lists its product as uncharacterized. Lineage: Eukaryota; Fungi; Ascomycota; Dothideomycetes; Pleosporales; Pleosporaceae. The coding region runs from base 98 to 628 and encodes 176 amino acids. The transcript is spliced from 2 exons. The record is from RefSeq and is a predicted model, not a curated record.
CACUCUUGCUCUUCAAACUUUGAAUUUUGCAAAAACUCUUUGUGAAUUAGCGAAGUAGAUCAUAACUACCAAUUGGUACCUCAUUGCAUCACUCAUUAUGGGCAAAUUCUCACGCCAACGCGCCAGGAAGGAAGCCAGGACGAAGCUUGGCAAAGCACGACCCCUCGAGACUUUCUUCUCUUCCUAUACCGAUUUUGCAUUUAAUUCAGAAGCUCCCUCUGCAUUGGAGUUUCAGCGUCUUCGCAGAGAGCAAAGGUGGAAACGUGGUGAUGCAGUUGGAGAAGCAGCGUGGCAGGACUUCCGCUCAGCGCUGGUCUUAGAGUUCAAUGCCAGAUUUGGAACGGAGUCAAAGGAUUUGCUCGCUUGGCAGACACUUUGUGCAAUAGUUGGCAUAGAAAAAGUGAAUGAGAUAGCCGAUUGUGAGGCAUGUGAGAAGCUUUUGAAAAGCCGGCUUUUCAAUCUCGUUGAUGUAGUCGACGCACACCGUCGCGGUAAAGGCGAGGUUGUACAAACCUUUGCCAGCGUGGAAGCUCUUGAAGAACACACGAAGAAAGCAGCGGCAUUCUUCCCACGAUAUCAUGUGGCAGCCGGAAGUCUGUUAAAGCGUGUCUUGCGAAAACCUUUCUAGCAUAGAAAGCUUCUAUACAAUAAAGGGGUAAACAUUACGUACAACCUAGGGCAGAGGCACAAACAGAGGGAAGAGGAAGCUUUGGCACAAUUGAAUUUUGGAAUGGAACCUGCACUUAGGCAAGUAGAGACACCUUGGAUCCCAUUUUUCUGACUCCUAUAGCAGGUGGUAAGGGAGGAAGCGAGGGACGAACGAGCUUUAUGGAACGAGAAGGUUUUGUAAGCGUUAAGAUUUGGGCGUUAUGACGUACUUACGUAGUGACUGCGCCAUGCUAAUCCGUCCUUUUCACAACUGUGGCUAGUCGGAGCGGCAGUGCGAUGGACGUGAUGUAUAACGACUUUAGAUAACUAGCAUCUACGAUUUCAAACUGCAAUGACGCUUACUACUAGACUCGAUACGGCAAAAGUUUUGACAAGGGCUUAGGGGCCGCGGCGGGCUAAAUUGGUAGUGUGUAAAGCCCGA